AGGAUGCCAAACUGGGGAGGUGGAGCCAAAUGUGGUGCCUGUGAUAAGACCGUGUACCACGCUGAGGAGAUCCAGUGCAAUGGAAGGAGUUUUCACAAGACAUGCUUCCUCUGCAUGGCUUGCAGAAAAGGUCUGGACAGCACCACAGUAGCAGCUCACGAAUCUGAAAUCUACUGCAAAACCUGCUAUGGGAGGAAAUAUGGUCCCAAGGGAAUUGGCUUUGGGCAGGGGGCAGGAUGUCUCAGCACGGAUACUGGUGACCAUCUGGGCUUGAAUCUGCAACAGGGCUCACCAAAGUCUGCUCGGGCUUCUACAACAACUAAUCCUUCCAAGUUUGCCAAAAUGAUGGUAGAUGUCGACAAAUGUCCCCGCUGUGGCAAAUCUGUGUAUGCUGCAGAGAAGAUCAUGGGAGGAGGAAAACCUUGGCACAAGACCUGCUUCCGCUGUGCUAUUUGUGGAAAGAGCUUAGAAUCCACAAAUGUUACAGACAAAGAUGGAGAGCUCUACUGUAAAGUUUGCUAUGCAAAAAAUUUUGGCCCCAAAGGAAUUGGGUUUGGUGGCCUCACUCAAGCAGAAAAGAAAGAAGAGUGUGAAUGAGAAGAAAUGGAUGCAACAGACUCAAACUGCUGGUGAUGCCACCAAGUGACAAUUGUCAAGUAAAGCACCAAACAUCACAGUAUUGCUACAACCUUAGGACAUUUGUUUAGUAUUUUCCA
Molecule: messenger RNA, 716 nt
Organism: Chaetura pelagica (chimney swift)
Lineage: Eukaryota; Metazoa; Chordata; Aves; Apodiformes; Apodidae
Gene: CSRP3
Product: cysteine and glycine-rich protein 3 (cardiac LIM protein)
Exons: 5
Coding region: 4-597 (197 amino acids)
Biological process (GO): sarcomere organization; cardiac muscle contraction; muscle tissue development
Cellular component (GO): Z disc; nucleus; cytoplasm
Molecular function (GO): structural constituent of muscle; actinin binding
Source: RefSeq, a predicted model, not a curated record